Messenger RNA from Meyerozyma guilliermondii ATCC 6260, 1863 nucleotides. RefSeq names its product Snf5p (gene SNF5). Gene Ontology annotation, biological process: regulation of transcription by RNA polymerase II; chromatin remodeling. NCBI's taxonomy places the organism in Eukaryota, Fungi, Ascomycota, Pichiomycetes, Serinales, Debaryomycetaceae. Gene Ontology annotation, molecular function: transcription coregulator activity. The transcript has a single exon. The coding region runs from base 1 to 1863 and encodes 620 amino acids. The record is from RefSeq and is a predicted model, not a curated record. Gene Ontology annotation, cellular component: nuclear chromosome; SWI/SNF complex; nucleus.
AUGAGUUACCAGGGCCCUCCGAGAACCGAGGGACAGCAGCGAAUGAUGCUGAUGCUUCCGCCACAGUUUGCUAAUCUCACUCCAGCGCAAUUAGAACAGUUGAAAAAUCAACCACAUUUUCAGUCAAUGAUGAGAAAUUAUCUCCAGCGACAACAGCAGGUACAACGUCAACAGGUGCCACCGCCCCACCAGGCUCAACAAGCCCAGCAAAUACCACAACAAGUGUUAGGUGGAGCCCGUCAAGCAGGUCAGAUACCUCCACAAAAUUUCAAUAUGGGUCAAAACACGGCUCUUGGCCAACCAGUUGGACCAGCUGGAAUGGGUGGUCCAAGCUUCUCUAACAUUAAUGCUCGUAAUACUCUCCAUCAAAGGCGACAAGCGAGUCAGGGGGCUCCGGGACAAGUCACGAUGAGUGCUCUUCCUAUGCAAUAUAGCAUCGUUGCUCCAGGUUAUAAGAUACCCUCCGAGGUGUUGAAGAAGGUUUCUUUUCCACAACUCGAGUCAUUGCACAAAUGGUCAGAAAAGUUGAAAGAGGAGGGCAAAGAGGUGCCGUACGACUUGAAGUUGUACGAACAUUUGAUCACAAAAGAUGCAGAAUACUUGAAGCGGUUUGCUGUCCAACGAGAAAGUUCCAAAGAAGAGAUUGAAACUCUCCUUCGAGAUAUCAAAUCAUACAAUGAAAUCAAACAGCUCCGCAUGAAUUCGAUCGCUCUUUCUGCGAAAAACCAACUAAACAACAGUAUCUGGGGCGAAGGGUAUCAGGGUUACGGAAAUGGAAUGACUAACAGCAGCACCAAAUUGGUGUAUCCUCAACAGAACAGGAAGUACCCGUCGAGCCUCGAGGUGGCGUAUACUGAUCGUCAAGUAAAUGAGCUUGUAGCUCGCAAAUUGGCACAGAAUCCACGACAGUCGUUGGUGCCUAUUAGGCUUGAAUUUGAGAGCGAGAGAGACAAAUUCAAAUUGAGAGACACUUUCUUAUGGGAUAUGGACGAACCAAUUGUACGGUUGGAAUCAUUUAUACAACAACUUUUGGAGGAUUAUCGAUUUAUUCCUCAGACCCAUUACUCCGCUAUACUUGCGUCUGCAAAGGAACAAAUCACCGAUUUUCGACGUGUACCCGACGAAAUGGUCGGUGAGCUUCGUGUGCCUAUCAGGAUAGAUAUCACCAUCAACAACACCCAAUUGAUAGACCAAUUUGAAUGGGAUAUUCUUAACUAUAACGACAAUGAUCCUGAAGACUUUGCACGCACGAUGUGCGAGGAAAUGGAGCUUCCAGGCGAAUUUGGCACCUGCAUCAGCCAUAGUAUCAGAGAGCAAGCUCAGUUGUUUCAUCGUGCACUUCUCUUUGUUGGCUACAGUUUUGAUGGUUCUCCAAUUAACGAAGACGAGAUUAGAGGGCAUCAGUUACCUUCGCUAAAGAUAGACUCAAACGGCGAGGACUUCUAUCUGAUCUUGCGUAAUCCCAACGCUGUGGCUGAUUACUCGCCGGCAUUGCUCAAGCUUACGCAAUUAGAGAUAGAGAGGCUCGAUAAGGAGAUCGAACGUGAAGCUAGACGGAAAAGACGUCACAAUUUAACCGAAGAAAGCGGAACAGGACGUGGAUCUUCGAGGAGAGGAGCCUUGACGACCGCCAGAGGUGGACCAUCUCUCCCAGAUCUUUCGGAUAUGCCAAAAACUUUCCGCACCCCAGCACCUCUGAGUAUCUUGCCCGGAGCAGUCGAUCUCGGAGUACCGGAUAUCUACACCUAUAAUGAAGUCUACGGGAUGAAAACACAAAUACGAAACCCAGUUCCGUCGUCUGAACCGCGAGUGAAAUAUAGCCAUAAUGGGGGCCGUUUCAUCGUUACUAUCAAAGUACCAUGA